GUGCAGGACAUGAACAGGGAGGUGGUGAAGACCGACUGUGCCACCGCUCGAAUUCCAGAGCUGGACUUUGAGAUCCCAGCUUUCAGCCAGAAGGGAGGUGGGUUGGCAUCGGCUGCCCUGGCAUCACUCAAACGUGUUUUGCAGGCGACGGACAAAGAGGUGGCGAGUAAAAUAGACGAGUUCAUUGCCAAGCUAAAGCAGCUGAAAGAAUUGCAGUCCUCCUUCACCUUUAUCAUCGACGAUCCCUCGGGCAACAGCUUCGUGGAGAACCCUCAUGCGCCGCAGAAGGAUGAUGCUCUGGUGGUCACCCACUACAGGAGGACUCCCCAGCAGGCUGCCAUGCUGGGGCUGGAGGGAGAGGAGAUGGAGGAGAAGCCAGCAGACUCUGUGGAGGACCUGAGGAAUGAGGUGCUGCAGUUCAACACCAACUGCCCCGAGUGCAACGCGCCGGCCAGCACCAACAUGAAGCUGGUGCAAAUCCCACACUUCAAGGAAGUGAUUAUCAUGGCCACCAACUGCGACUCCUGCGGGCACAGGACCAAUGAAGUGAAGUCUGGAGGAGCCAUCGAACCCCAAGGCACCAGGAUAACUCUUCGGAUCACAGACCCCUCCGACAUGACACGGGAUGUCCUCAAGUCUGAGACCUGCAGCGUGGAGAUCCCGGAGCUGGAGUUCGAGCUGGGGAUGGGAGCGCUGGGGGGGAAGUUCACCACGCUGGAAGGGCUGCUGAAGGACAUCCUGGAGCUGGUUGAGCGGAACCCCUUCACCCUGGGUGACAGCUCCACGCCCAGCAAGGCAGAAAAGAUGCAGGAGUUCCUUGGGAAACUGCAAGAAAUCAUAGAGGGAAGGACCAAGGUGCACUUCAUCAUGGAUGACCCUGCGGGCAACAGCUACCUUCAG
Merops nubicus (carmine bee-eater) is the source of this 900-nucleotide messenger RNA. It is a transcript of the gene ZPR1, whose product is annotated as ZPR1 zinc finger. The record is from RefSeq and is a predicted model, not a curated record. The annotation marks the transcript as partial. Gene Ontology annotation, molecular function: zinc ion binding. NCBI's taxonomy places the organism in Eukaryota, Metazoa, Chordata, Aves, Coraciiformes, Meropidae. Gene Ontology annotation, cellular component: cytoplasm; nucleus. The transcript is spliced from 10 exons.